AUGGGGGCCAGCCAGGCGAUGGGCUCGGCCUCGCAGAUGGAGGAGAGGUACUUCCUGCAGAAGGUGAAGCUGGGCCAGGGCUCUUUCGGCACCGUCUACCGGGCGGUGGACCGGAAGUCCGAGGAGCUGGUGGCCAUCAAGCAGCUCGACAAGCGCGCGCUGCCGCAGCGGGGCAUCGGUCGCCAGCAGGUCAACAAGGAGAUCGCCAUCCUGCGGACAUGCGCGCACGUGAACGUGACCGAGCUGCACGGCGCCUACGAGGACGCCAACUGCAUCUACCUCGCGCUCGAGUACUGCGACGGCGGGGACUUUGCCGACAAGGUCAAGGAUCGUUCAACGCUCGGCCUGACUCUGGGCAUUCCUUCAGUCAACGGCGGAAGCAGCUAG
Messenger RNA from Prorocentrum cordatum, 387 nucleotides. The record is from the annotation of a GenBank genome assembly. NCBI's taxonomy places the organism in Eukaryota, Dinophyceae, Prorocentrales, Prorocentraceae.